AUGUCGUUUACUUCUGGAAAAAUUAAAAUGAUGAGCACACUCAUGGAUGAUCCGAUUAAAAUAUUUCUAAAAAAUAUACAAAAACAGAAGGAUGAAUAUUUUAAUAUUCAUCAACACUUUAAAAAUUUUACCUUUGAUAUCGUCUGUCGAUCUGCUUUCGGAAUUGAAACAAACGUACAGAAUGGCGAAAUUACAAAUCUCGUGAAAGCCGUAUAUAAUGUUUUCAGUUCUGAUUCUACUGAUAUUUUAUCCGUAUUAUCACUUUGUUUUCCGGAAUUCGAACCUGUUCCCACGUAUGUAAGAUGGUUUCUAGAUGCUAUCAAGAAUGUAAUCAGGCUUUCUUCCAUAAGAAUUCUCAUCGAUACUUGUAGACAGAUCAUUGAUUCUCGCAAGAAAUCUAAUUAUCAUCCUCCCGAUCUAUUGCAAACUUUAUUGGAUGCAGAAGGCGACUCGAGUGUUAAGAUGAAAAAACUUAGCANUUUCGCAUACGAAGACAACCUGAAACAGCAAUAUAUCUAA
This is a messenger RNA of Centruroides sculpturatus (bark scorpion), 519 nucleotides long. RefSeq lists its product as uncharacterized. Lineage: Eukaryota; Metazoa; Arthropoda; Arachnida; Scorpiones; Buthidae. Bases 1 to 519 code for a protein of 172 amino acids. The transcript is spliced from 5 exons. Gene Ontology annotation, molecular function: iron ion binding; oxidoreductase activity, acting on paired donors, with incorporation or reduction of molecular oxygen; monooxygenase activity. The record is from RefSeq and is a predicted model, not a curated record.